AGAAAAAAAGGAAAAAAAAGUCAAAAACUGAAAAACUCUGAUGGUGAGUGCUCACUUGAUCCUUCCCGCGUCGUGGAAAAACCCUCGCUCUCCAGUGCCGUCAAAAUUGGGAUCUUUGAAUCAGUGAGCAUGUCCCUCUCCACGCACCGGCCACCUCGUCUUACCUUUCUCUUGCUCUCUCUACUUCUAUAUAUGAUCGCAAGAAUGUCUUGGGUUCUUCUAGUGUUGCACCAAAUCAAGAACCUCUUCGCUUCUUGCGUGGCCAUUGUCCUUCUAAUUCUUCCCCAGAGCAUACAACUUGUAUUUGGAGUAAGCGUGUAUUUAGCUUGGCUUGUGGAUUCUGAUUCUAGUUUGACGCACUGAAAGCUACGCCAGAUUUUGUCAUCAAAAUGGCAGGAGUGAAUCCAAUGUUAGCAGGGGUUUUGGCCAUUUCAUGCUGUUACAGUUUAUAUCUGGCAGUGGCACAAACUACUGAUCCAACAGAAGUCAAUGCUUUAAGGGCUAUCAGAAAUAGUUUGGUUGAUCCCAUGGGCAAUCUCCAUACCUGGAACAGUGGAGAUCCAUGCACAUCAUAUUGGGUGGGAAUAGUUUGCAAUUCUAGUGCAAAUGAUCAUUACCUUCAUGUGCAAGAACUGUUUCUCCUCAACUUAAACCUCAGUGGAUAUUUGGCUCAUGAGCUGGGUCUCCUUUCUCAUUUGAAGAUAUUGGAUGUUAUGUGGAACAACAUAAGCGGAAGUAUUCCAAAGGAGAUUGGGAACAUUACAUCAUUGGAACUUCUGCUGUUGAGUGGAAACCAGCUUUCUGGAUCUUUACCUGCAGAGCUUGGGUACCUUUCCAACUUGAAAAGGAUGCAGAUUGACCAAAACCACAUAUCCGCGUCAAUUCCUGAAUCAUUUGCAAGCUUGAACAGAGUGGUGCAUUUGCACAUGAAUAAUAACUCACUAAGUGGUCAAAUUCCACAAGAAUUAUCCAGGCUAAAAUGCCUACUUCACCUGCUGCUGGACAACAAUAAUUUAUCUGGUUUUCUUCCUUCAGAACUUUCAAAGCUGCCCAUUUUGCAAAUUCUCCAACUUGAUAAUAAUAACUUCAGUGGGAAUACCAUUCCAGACUCAUAUGUCAACAUGACUGAACUCCGUAAACUGAGGCUUAGGAACUGCAGCUUGCAGGGAAGAAUGCCUGAUUUGAGCAUGAUUCCUCAACUCACCUACAUAGAUCUCAGCUGGAAUCAGUUAGAGGGAUCUAUACCAGCUAAUAAGCUUUCUGAUAAUAUGACUACGAUUGAUCUAUCGAACAAUUUUCUUGGUGGGUCAAUCCCUUCCAACCUCACAAGUCUUCCCAGUCUCCAGAGAUUGUCUCUUGAGAACAAUAUACUAUCUGGUCCAGUUCCGGCUUUUAUCUGGCGGAACACAUCAUUAAGUGGAAACAAAACUCUUAUCUUGAAUUUCCAGAAUAAUUCUCUGACAGAAUUUUCAGAUGUUCUCAACCUUCCAGCUAAUGUUACAGUCUUGUUAUUUGGGAACAAGAUCUGUGCGAAUGGAAGCCAAGCCAGCAAGUUCAAGCUUUGUCAGCCUCAGAUCAUACCACUAGAGUUUGGAAACUCAACAAACUCUGAUGAAUAUCGUGAUUCUUGUCCCACAAAUUUAGGCAAUGAAUAUAACCAAUCAUCUCCUAUUCUAGGUUCUUGUGUUUUCCCAGUUGGAGUUGGAUUUCGGUUGAAAAGUCCAGGAUUUUCUUACUUUCAUACAUAUGAGGAUGAUUUCAAGUUAUCUUUACCCUUUAGGGCUUAUCAGUUACACAUUGAUUCAUAUGCUUGGGAAGAAGGUCCAAGGCUAAGAAUGUCCCUCAAGAUAUAUCCAAACAAUUCCAAGCCAUUUAAUGAUAUGGAAAUUCAAGGAAUUGAAGAAAAAUUCCGCAUGUGGCAGAUUACGCUUCCAAGUAUUUUUGGUCCAUAUGAACUUCUCAGCCUCAGAUCUCCUGUGCAAGAUAGUCCAACGGCAAAUAGGGUAACCAAGCUGGCAGCAGCAGGCAUUGUAUUAGGAGCAGUCACAGGUGCCAUUGUUAUGUCUGUAGUUAUUACAGUCUUUAUCAUGAGAAAGCUCUCUAGGAAUCAGGUUUCUAAAAGGCACUCAGGUCAAACAAGCCCAAUCAAAAUUGAUGGUGUAAAAUGGUUUUCAUUUGAAGAAAUGGCAUUGGCUACAAAUAAUUUUAGCAGUUCUAACCAAAUAGGUGAAGGAGGCUAUGGGCAAGUCUAUAAAGGCAUUUUAGUGGAUGGAACACACGCAGCCAUAAAGCGCGCAAGACAAGGAUCUUUGCAAGGUUCAAAAGAAUUCCUUACAGAAAUAAUGUUAUUGUCAAGACUGCAUCAUCGUAACUUAGUUACUUUGAUUGGAUAUUGUGAUGAAGAAUGUGAACAGAUGCUAAUUUAUGAAUUCAUGCCAAAUGGCACACUACGAGAUCAUCUUUCUGCUGGAUCAAAAGCGGCCAUGAACUUUUCUAGGAGGCUGCAAAUUGCUGCAGGAUCUGCCAGAGGCAUACUCUAUUUGCAUACUGAAGCAAAUCCACCUAUAUUCCAUCGAGAUAUUAAAACCAGUAACAUAUUACUGGACUCCAAGUUUGCUGCCAAAGUUGCUGAUUUUGGACUCUCAAAGCUUGCUCCUAUUCCUGAUGCUGAAGGCACUGCACCUGAUGAUGUGUUAACUGCAGUGAAGGGGACCCCGGGUUACCUUGAUCCAGAGUAUUUCCGAACCAAUAUCUUAUCAGACACAAGUGAUGUUUAUAGCCUGGGAGUUGUUUUCCUGGAGUUAGUGACUGGGAUGCUUCCAAUUUCAAAUGGAAAAAACAUUGUUAGAGAGGUGAACCAUGCUUGUCAAUCAGGUAAGAUGUUUUCGAUGAUUGACAGCCGGAUGGAUUCAUACUCUAUGGAAUGUGUUAAAAAAUUCAUGUCGUUGGCGCGUAAAUGUUGUCGAGAUGAAAUGAAAAUGAGGCCAUCAAUGUCAGAGGUAGUAAGAGAGCUGGAGGUCAUCUGGGAAAUGAACUCUGAAUCUGAUACUGAUACUAAUACUGAUACUACAACAUCCCAUUCUUUUUCUUUGAACUCAGUCUUGCAUGAUCCAGUCACAACAUCAUCAUUCCAUAUCACCACGAAGCCUUACAUUCGGUUUGAUGACAACUCCGGUGAAACACCGACUAGUCUUAAUCCCGUCCGCUGCUUGCCGAUUCGGCGGUAGACAUGUUUAAAUCUACAGCACAACAAACACAAUGAAUAGUAGUUUGAUACAGCAUACUCUUGAAUUUCUUGUUUUGUGCAAGGAUUUAUAGGUGCAAAAUUGUAAUAUUUUUGCUUUAUUUUGACCCUUAAUAUUUGAUUAAUUUUGUUUGUGUUGAGAGAUGUAUUAAUUCGAUAAUUCGGUUGACAUGAAUUCAUCAG
Molecule: messenger RNA, 3427 nt
Organism: Dioscorea cayenensis subsp. rotundata (Guinea yam)
Lineage: Eukaryota; Viridiplantae; Streptophyta; Magnoliopsida; Dioscoreales; Dioscoreaceae
Product: probable LRR receptor-like serine/threonine-protein kinase At1g06840
Exons: 21
Coding region: 390-3227 (945 amino acids)
Biological process (GO): protein phosphorylation
Molecular function (GO): protein binding; protein kinase activity; ATP binding
Source: RefSeq, a predicted model, not a curated record